UUUCCACACCCUCCUCCCCUCGAGAUCGAAGGCCGCGAAAAGACCAGAGUGCCCCGCCCCUCAUCCCAGAAGUCUCCAAACCCCCUCGUCGGAAGAGGUGAGCUUAGCAGCCUUCACGAUGGCGGUGGCGGAGCUCUGGGAGACGCUGAAGCAGGCGAUCUUAGCGUACACGGGGCUGUCCCCGACGGCCUUCUUCACCGCCGUGGCGGUCGCCGCCGCGCUGUACCACGUCGUGUCGGGGAUCUUCGCGCCGCCGCCGCCUCCCCGGCAGCGGCCGCGCGAGGAGCCCGAGGCGGAGCCGCUCCCUCCUCCCGUGCAGCUGGGCGAGGUCGACGAGGAGGAGCUCCGGCAGUACGACGGGUCCGACCCCAAGAAGCCUCUCCUGAUGGCCAUCAAGGGUCAGAUCUAUGACGUCACGCAGAGCAGAAUGUUCUACGGACCUGGUGGACCUUAUGCCCUAUUUGCUGGCAAAGACGCCAGCAGAGCUCUAGCCAAGAUGUCUUUCGAGCCCCAGGACCUGAACGGUGAUACCUCUGGCCUCGGGCCGUUUGAGCUCGAUGCACUGCAAGACUGGGAAUACAAGUUCAUGAGCAAGUAUGUGAAGGUCGGUACCAUCAAGAAGGCAGCUCCCGCAGAAGACGGCACCACAAGCAAAUCCCCAGAAACAAAUGAAGCAGUCACCACCGAGGCAGAGACCGAGAAGGCACCUGAGCACAAGCCAAGGGAGGUGAGCUCGGAGGAGGUAAAAGAGAAGGAAGCCACAGCCGAUGCAGUCAGCGCCGAGAGCUAGAGCAAUCCCAUACCCCCUUGUGGUGGCAAUAAAUCUGUGUCAUACAGUAUGUAAUCUGUACCAGCACGUUGGACAUGGGGAUAUAGUGCUGGUGCGCUGUUAUUGUUAGUCCGUCACUGGAGUGCUGGAUUUUACUGGGGUAGCGGGGUGUGCAUGUGCCUCCCCUUUGUUAAGCCGUCGGUUGAUACUUUUGGGUGAAUAAUUUAGCUGCUGUCUAAAGUA
Messenger RNA from Triticum urartu, 1012 nucleotides. RefSeq names its product membrane steroid-binding protein 1. The record is from RefSeq and is a predicted model, not a curated record. Gene Ontology annotation, cellular component: membrane; endoplasmic reticulum; endomembrane system. Lineage: Eukaryota; Viridiplantae; Streptophyta; Magnoliopsida; Poales; Poaceae.